Molecule: messenger RNA, 3002 nt
Organism: Sinocyclocheilus anshuiensis
Lineage: Eukaryota; Metazoa; Chordata; Actinopteri; Cypriniformes; Cyprinidae
Gene: ogt.1
Product: O-linked N-acetylglucosamine (GlcNAc) transferase, tandem duplicate 1
Exons: 21
Coding region: 132-3002 (956 amino acids)
Biological process (GO): protein O-linked glycosylation
Molecular function (GO): protein binding; protein O-acetylglucosaminyltransferase activity
Source: RefSeq, a predicted model, not a curated record
UCUAAAAAACGAACAAGAAAAAAACAGCGAUAACAUACUUGUCUAUAUACUUUCAAUGUCCAUCAAUUCCACAAGAGUCACCAUCUAGACUCUCCAAAAAGUCAGAACACUUUCCAGAUGGACCAAAAUACAUGAAGUUUGUUUUUCAAAAAAUAGAACCAACCAAACGUAUGCUUUCCUUCCAAGGGUUGGCAGAGCUGGCGCACCGUGAAUAUCAGUCAGGAGAUUUUGAGGCGGCUGAACGCCACUGUAUGCAGCUGUGGAGGCAGGAGCCGGAUAAUACUGGCGUACUGCUGCUGCUCUCCUCUAUCCACUUCCAGUGCCGCAGGCUUGACAGGUCUUCCCACUUUAGCACUCUGGCCGUCAAGCAGAACCCCAUGCUGGCUGAGGCCUACUCAAACCUGGGCAACGUUUACAAGGAACGGGGUCAACUUCAGGAGGCCAUCGAGCACUACCGCCACGCGCUUCGUCUCAAACCAGACUUCAUCGAUGGAUACAUCAACCUGGCAGCAGCGUUGGUGGCAGCAGGGGACAUGGAGGGAGCAGUUCAAGCAUAUGUGUCCGCCCUCCAGUACAAUCCUGAUCUGUAUUGUGUACGCAGUGACUUGGGUAACCUGCUUAAGGCGCUUGGGCGCCUUGAAGAGGCAAAGGCUUGUUACCUGAAGGCAAUUGAAACUCAGCCAAACUUUGCCGUGGCCUGGAGUAACCUGGGCUGCGUGUUCAAUGCUCAGGGGGAGAUCUGGCUGGCCAUACAUCAUUUUGAGAAGGCAGUGACACUGGACCCAAACUUUUUGGACGCUUACAUCAACUUGGGCAAUGUUCUGAAAGAGGCUCGUAUCUUUGACAGAGCUGUUGCUGGUUAUCUGCGUGCCCUCAGCCUGAGCCCUAACCAUGCUGUUGUCCAUGGAAACCUGGCGUGCGUGUACUACGAGCAGGGUUUGAUUGACCUGGCUGUUGACACCUACCGUCGUGCCAUUGAGCUGCAGCCACACUUUCCUGAUGCAUACUGCAAUCUCGCUAAUGCUCUGAAGGAGAAGGGCAAUGUUUCUGAAGCUGAGGAGUGUUACAACACUGCGCUGCGUCUGUGCCCGACUCACGCUGACUCCCUUAACAAUCUGGCCAACAUCAAGCGCGAGCAGGGCAACAUUGAGGAUGCUGUGCAGCUCUACAGAAAAGCACUGGAGGUGUUCCCUGAAUUUGCUGCUGCCCAUUCAAACCUUGCCAGUGUCCUGCAACAGCAGGGGAAACUUCAGGAAGCUCUCAUGCACUAUAAGGAGGCAAUCAGAAUCAGCCCCACAUUUGCUGAUGCUUACUCUAACAUGGGCAACACUUUGAAAGAGAUGCAGGAUGUUCAGGGGGCGCUGCAGUGCUACACUCGAGCCAUUCAGAUCAACCCCGCUUUUGCAGAUGCUCACAGUAACUUGGCUUCCAUACACAAGGAUUCUGGGAACAUUCCUGAAGCAAUUGCAUCUUACCGCACUGCCCUGAAGCUCAAGCCUGAAUUCCCUGAUGCUUACUGUAACCUGGCUCACUGUCUGCAGAUUGUAUGUGACUGGACCGACUACGAUGAGCGCAUGAAGAAGCUGGUGAGCAUUGUGGCUGAUCAACUGGAGAAGAACCGCCUGCCAUCCGUGCAUCCCCAUCACAGCAUGCUGUACCCCCUCUCUCAUGGUUUUCGCAAAGCAAUUGCAGAGAGGCAUGGCAACUUGUGUCUGGAUAAGGUCAAUGCUCUUCAUAAACCUGCCUAUGAGCGUCCAAAGGACUUGAAGGCCAGUGGAGGCCGUUUGCGUGUGGCUUACGUAAGCUCUGAUUUUGGCAACCAUCCCACUUCCCACCUGAUGCAGUCCAUCCCUGGCAUGCACAACUCUGAGAAAUUUGAGGUGUUUUGCUAUGCUCUCAGCCCCGAUGACAGCACCAACUUCAGAGUUAAAGUCAUGGCUGAGGCUCAUCACUUCAUUGACCUCUCACAGAUCACCUGCAAUGGAAAAGCAGCAGACAGGAUCCAGCAAGAUGGAGUCCACAUCUUGGUCAACAUGAAUGGCUAUACUAAAGGAGCACGCAAUGAGCUGUUCGCCUUGCGCCCUGCACCCAUUCAGGCCAUGUGGCUUGGAUACCCAGGGACCAGUGGAGGUCCAUUCAUGGACUACAUUAUCACUGAUAAGGAGACGUCUCCUUUUGAGGUUGCAGAGCAGUACUCUGAGAAACUAGCCUACAUGCCAAACACUUUCUUCAUUGGAGAUCAUGCCAAUAUGUUCCCUCACCUCAAGAAAAAAGCGGUGAUAGACUUCAAGUCAAAUGGCCAUAUUUUCGACAAUCGCAUUGUACUGAAUGGCAUCGAUCUGAAAGCCUUCCUGGAAAGCCUGCCAGAUAUCAAAGUUGUGAAGAUGGAAUGUGAUGGUCAAGAGUCAGCUGACAGUAACGGUGCCCUGUCCAUGCCCAUCAUCCCUAUGAACACAGCGGCUGAGGCCAUCAUUAACAUGAUCAACCAGGGCCAGAUCCAGGUCACCAUCAACGGCUUUACCGUCAGCAACGGCCUGGCCACCACUCAGAUUUUUACUGUGGAGGAGGUUAUAGUAUCUGGGACUGUAGCCUUGCAGAUUAACAACAAGGCAGCAACAGGAGAAGAAGUUCCCAGAACAAUCGUGGUGACCACCCGCUCGCAAUAUGGACUCCCUGAAGACUCUAUUGUCUACUGCAACUUCAACCAGCUCUAUAAGAUUGACCCUCCCACCCUUCAGAUGUGGGCCAAUAUCCUGAAGCGUGUGCCCAACAGUGUGAUUUGGCUGCUGCGCUUCCCAGCCGUGGGUGAGCCCAAUAUCCAACAGUACGCUCAGAACAUGGGCCUGCCUGCUUCUCGCAUCAUCUUCUCCCCUGUGGCUCCCAAAGAGGAGCAUGUGCGACGUGGACAGCUGGCUGAUGUGUGCCUGGACACGCCGCUCUGUAACGGACACACCACAGGCAUGGAUGUGCUGUGGGCUGGUACCCCCAUGGUUACUAUAUGA